Molecule: messenger RNA, 332 nt
Organism: Racocetra persica
Lineage: Eukaryota; Fungi; Glomeromycota; Glomeromycetes; Diversisporales; Gigasporaceae
Source: the annotation of a GenBank genome assembly
AUGACUCUUAAGUCACCACAACGUGUUUGUGUCAUUGAUGAAAACCUAGCCUGGAAUAAUCUAAUAUAUUUGGCAGUUGAGAUUGAGGAGGCAAAAAAGAAAAAACGGCUAGAACACGAAUUGAGGCCGUCUAUUCAAGAAAAACUUAUCAGAUAUAUAGGCCAGGAUAAAAAAAAAGGCUGUGAAUUUGAUCUAACAGUUAACUAUAUCCUUAUAUUAAAACAUAUUCAAGAAGACAAAUACGCAUUAUGUCUUAUUGAAAUGAAAUUCGAAUGGGAUCAGCCAGGAGAUAUAUCCCAGUGGACAGUAGAUCGAAUCCACAAUAGUUUAGG